UUUUCAAACCGUUUAUAUUGUUUUGUUUACAUGCUGAAGUAACUUUGUGCUGAGUCUUCUGAAUAUUCGGCUUUUAAAAUGUCGGAAUAUAGUUUUGUCAAAAAGGGAAAAUUGGUGCUUAAAGGAGAAAAAUCCGAAAAGAAAAAGAAAAAGAAGAAGAAAGAUAAGGAUAGGAAAAUCAACGACAAUGAAGAGACACAGAACGACGAAGACAGGAGUGCACAUGGUGGCUGGGGAAAGGUGUUUUCUGUGAAAGAGAUAAUCGGUCCGGUUGCAAUUGAGUUUGUCACAGGGACUUACGUUAAAGCUUUGGAUAACGGGCUGUUCACGUUGGGAGCACCUCAUGAUCACGGUGAAGGUCCAGCCCCUGAAGAAAUAUUAACAGCUGUCCCAGUGAAUGAGACAAAAGUCGCUUUUAAAUCGGGCUAUGACAAGUACCUCGGAGUUAACAAAAAUGGUAUCGUUACUGGACGAGCGGAUGCGAUCGGUCCCCUUGAACAAUGGGAGCCUGUAUUUCAAGAUGGAAAAAUGGCCCUUCUUAGCUCUUCGAACUGCUUCAUGUGCCUGAAAGACGAAGAUGACUCAAUCGCUGCUUUGAAUACGACCGCAGGGGAAAAAGAGAUGCUCUCUAUAAGAUCACAAAAAGAAAAAGUAGCCAGGGUGGCGCCAGACAUGCCAUCAGAGGAGAUGGGUUCAGUUAAGGAAAUCGAACGCAACUACGUGUAAGUCAAACUGCUAAAAGUU
Cimex lectularius (bed bug) is the source of this 744-nucleotide messenger RNA. It is a transcript of the gene FRG1, whose product is annotated as protein FRG1. NCBI's taxonomy places the organism in Eukaryota, Metazoa, Arthropoda, Insecta, Hemiptera, Cimicidae. The coding region runs from base 79 to 726 and encodes 215 amino acids. Gene Ontology annotation, cellular component: nucleolus; catalytic step 2 spliceosome; striated muscle dense body. Gene Ontology annotation, molecular function: actin filament binding. The transcript has 5 exons. The record is from RefSeq and is a predicted model, not a curated record.